AAUUGAAAGUUGUCUGCUGCAUGUGUUAACGGAAGCUCACACGUGGUGUUUAAAGUCAAAUUAUUAUUGUUAGUGUAGAACUUCGACCACGACCAUAUUCCUGAGUCCCCAAGAUGAAGGAAGUACCAAGAAAAAAACUGAAAAAAAGUAAUGAAAGUAGAGACGUAAAUAAUGAAGAAAACAACGAAGAAAGUAACGAGGGAAAUAACGAAGAAAGCAACGAUGAAAACCAGGUUGAAAAUCAGGAUGAAAAUCAGGCUGAAAUCCUGGAUGAAAACCAGGAUGAAAACCAGGAUGAAAACCAAGAUGAAAACAAGAAAAAGCAAUUUGAAAUAACACCAGAUAUGAUGAUUUGGAAAGCCAUGUUCCUUCCAGAUGAAAUUGUCAGAGCUGUUUGGGAGCUUGGUUUUAAAAAUCCUACUGCCAUCCAGCUUGCCUGUUUACCAGCAGCAAUGAAAGGCAGAAAAGAUGUUGUAGGGGCUGCCGAAACAGGAUCAGGAAAAACAUUGGCAUUUGGUAUUCCUAUACUUAAUGGCAUCCUAAAAGAUAAACAGUUUGAACUGAAAAAAAUGAAACAGAAAGAAGAAGCUGAUGACAUGACAGAAAGUGAUGAUGAAAGUGAAAAUGAUGAAGAAGAACACAAUGCUGAUAAAAAAGAAGUGUUCGGUGAUGAAGAUCUGGCUGGUAACACCGAAGAAAUAGGAGAAAUGGAGGAUUUCGGAGGAGGAAUUGGGUGUGUAAGAGUAAUUGAUGUAGCAAAGCUAAGCUCUCAGAAAACCAAAGCAGUCAAAGGACAAAAGAAAUUGCGUGCUUUGAUCAUUACACCCACAAGGGAACUGGCCGUUCAGAUUGAGAAGCAUUUAAAAGCUGUUGCAAAGUACACUGACAUAACAAUUUGCCUCGUUAUUGGCGGCAUGGCAGCUCCUAAACAAGAGCGGAUUUUAAACAAAGGACCUGACAUUGUGAUUGGAACUCCUGGUCGACUAUGGGAAAUGAUUGAGGGGGGUAAUUCGCAUUUGUCCCAAGUCAACGAUAUUCGGUAUCUUGCCUUGGACGAAACUGAUCGUCUUUUAGAAAAAGGCCAUUUUGCCGAAGUUCGUACUUUACUGGAACACAUAAACAAAGACGAAUCAAAGAAACGUUGGAGACAAAAUUUUGUUUUUUCUGCGACAUUGACGUUAACACAUGACUUACCUACCCGAUUGGGUAACAUCAAAUCUAGGAAAAAGAAAGAAGCUGUAAAACUUGAUAAGCUGCUUAGUUUGGUUGGGGUCCGUCCUAAAGCCAAAGUAGUUGACCUAACGACUCAAGUCAGAUCGCUUAAACCCGCGUCGCUGUCAGAAAUGAAGGUGUUUUCUGCAACCGUUGAAGACAAGGAUUAUUACCUUUACUACUUCUUGCGACAUAACCAGGGUCGUACAUUGGUGUUUUGCAAUUCAAUUAAUAACGUUCGCCGACUCACAUCAGUGUUUACCCUGCUUGAAACGAAUCCCCUUCCAUUGCAUGCGCAAAUGCAUCAGAAACAAAGACUCAAGCAUCUGGAGCGCUUUUCGAGUUUAGACAACGCACUGUUGAUUGCCACAGACGUCGCGGCGAGAGGACUUGACAUUCCUCAUGUGCAACAUGUAGUCCACUUUCAAGUCCCACGAACAUCGGAAAACUAUGUUCAUCGUAGUGGACGUACCGCUCGAGCUUCUCGCGAAGGAUUAAGUUUGAUUCUCAUUGAACCUGAAGAAGCCACGUUAUAUCGCAAGAUUUGUGUCAACUUGAAGAAAGACAAGAUGGAUCUUCCCGAUUACGACGUUGAUAUGCGAUUAUUUUCUGCUAUCAAGCAGCGGGUAAAUCUUGCAAAGGCUAUCGAGUCAUUGGAACACAGAACCAAACGAGAAAGGUCAGAUAAAAACUGGAUGAAGCAAAUGGCUGAAGAGGCGGAUUUAUUAGUUAGCGAAAGUGAUGAAGAUUCUGACAGUGGUAGUGCAGCACAAAACCAUUCCCAGCUGAUUACCGAACUGAAGACGAAACGCAAAGAACUGAGUCAACUUCUCGCAAGACCGUUAAAACGCACAGCCAACUAACUGCUGUAACGUUAAUACAUGUUGCUACCUUCCAAUGUUCGCAAUUGACACAAAUAAUAAUAAUAAAAUAAUUAAAUCUU
Messenger RNA from Daphnia carinata, 2155 nucleotides. RefSeq names its product ATP-dependent RNA helicase DDX24-like. The transcript has 5 exons. NCBI's taxonomy places the organism in Eukaryota, Metazoa, Arthropoda, Branchiopoda, Diplostraca, Daphniidae. The coding region runs from base 114 to 2075 and encodes 653 amino acids. The record is from RefSeq and is a predicted model, not a curated record. Gene Ontology annotation, cellular component: nucleolus. Gene Ontology annotation, molecular function: ATP binding; RNA helicase activity; nucleic acid binding.